GCACCUCAGGAUUCUAGGACAGGUCGGACACGCUGUCACCAUGCCUGAAAUCAACACCGACCAUCUCGAUGAGCAGCAGGUUCAGCUCCUGGCAGAGAUGUGCAUUCUUAUUGAUGAGAAUGACAACAAAAUUGGGGCUGAGACCAAAAAGAAUUGUCACCUGAAUGAAAACAUUGAGAAAGGAUUAUUGCAUGGAGCUUUUAGUGUCUUCUUAUUCAACACUGAAAAUAAGCUCCUGCUACAGCAGAGAUCAGAUGCUAAAAUUACCUUUCCAGGUUGUUUUACCAAUACUUGUUGUAGUCAUCCCUUAAGUAACCCAGGAGAGCUUGAAGAGAAUGAUGCAAUUGGAGUUAGGCGAGCAGCACAGAGGCGUUUAAAGGCUGAAUUGGGAAUUCCCAUGGAACAGGUUCCUCCAGAAGAAAUUAAUUAUCUGACUAGAAUUCACUACAAGGCUCAGUCUGAUAGUAUCUGGGGAGAACAUGAAAUUGAUUACAUUUUGUUUGUGAGAAAUAACGUGACUUUGGAUCCAGACCCCAAUGAGAUUAAAAGCUAUUGCUAUGUGUCAAAGGAAGAAGUGGAAGAAAUGCUGAAAAAGGCAGCCAGCGGUGAAAUUAAGAUAACUCCAUGGUUUCAAUGUAUUGCAGAAACUUUUCUCUUUACAUGGUGGGAUAACUUAAAUAAUUUGAAUCAGUUUGCUGACCAUGAGAAAAUACACAGAAUGUGAAUGUGGAGAUGAAUGAUUAGUAAAACACGAAAAAUGUCUCUACUUAGUAAACUUAAAAUGAUUUUUUAAAAAUUGGGAUCCCCAGUAGAAUUCUCAUUGGAUACACUGGUACUUUACAACCCGAAUUUGUGUGGAAAAGAUGCUGACAAUUCUUACUUGUAUCACACACCCCACAUAUAUGCACUCCUAUUUGUAAAGGACAUUUAUGAAAGAUUAUUUUUAAAAAGCAAAUCAACUAAACUGUCUAAACAGUCCUGACAAAUUUGAACGAAUAAGUGAAGCUCUUUAUUUGUGAUGUGUUGAGACAUUUUCAGAACCCGUAGAGCACUUUAUUUGCCAGGUGCUUUACAUAUCAUUAAAGUUUUAUCAUAGUCCAGAAAAAUGUGCAACAGAAACUGUCUGCUUAGCUGCUUCAGAACAGCUCAAAUUAACUUUCCAUAUUAAGAUAUUAAAUUAGGGGAGCAGGUCAAAGGUAACUAAAUGGUGUAUGUCCUGAUUUCUAUCAGUCUGUGUUCUCAGAAUUACAGGGGACAGACUAUUUGUAAAAAGGAAAUUGGGUCAUACUCUACCACAGGGGUUCUUACCACUGGUUCUGUUAACAUUUGGGCUGGGUAAUUCUUGGUUGUGGGGGUUCAUCCUGUGCAUUGAAGGACAUUUAUUUAGCAGCAUCCUUGGGUUCUAUCCACUAUUUGCCAUUGGUACCCACCCCCCCAUCACAGUCACAGUUAUUACUGAUGCCAAAUGUGUGCUGGAUGGCAAAGGUGUUCCUGUUGAGAACCACUGCUCUACAAAGUCAUGCCAUAUUGCGGGGAGCAGAGGGAAUUAAACAGAAAGGUUAAUAUUUGUGUUAAAUGGAAUUGGGGUCUGGAGUAUGUGUAUAUUAAUAUUUAAACUGUACUUUGAUUGAUGCACUUUUUAAAACUCUUGCAUAGAUUUCUCAGUUUGAAAUCUCAAGACAGCUUUAUAAUCUUUGAAUGCUGUGUAAUAAUAAAAAAAUUGUUUCUUACAAGCUAAA
Molecule: messenger RNA, 1739 nt
Organism: Myotis brandtii (Brandt's bat)
Lineage: Eukaryota; Metazoa; Chordata; Mammalia; Chiroptera; Vespertilionidae
Product: isopentenyl-diphosphate Delta-isomerase 1
Exons: 5
Coding region: 41-724 (227 amino acids)
Biological process (GO): isopentenyl diphosphate biosynthetic process; isoprenoid biosynthetic process
Cellular component (GO): cytoplasm
Molecular function (GO): isopentenyl-diphosphate delta-isomerase activity
Source: RefSeq, a predicted model, not a curated record